This is a messenger RNA of Didymodactylos carnosus, 2532 nucleotides long. The record is from the annotation of a GenBank genome assembly. NCBI's taxonomy places the organism in Eukaryota, Metazoa, Rotifera, Eurotatoria, Philodinida, Philodinidae.
AUGAUUCGUCGAAUUGUUUAUGAUGUUGAAUUUCGUGUAUUAGUUAAAGAAAAAUUAAAAGCUGCUGAUAGUGUACUUUUAACGGGUUCAUGUCAGGAAUUAGGCGAAUGGAUACCUCAGAAAUGUUUAACGCUUAAUCGAGAAUCAUCAUCACCUACAGAAGAAAUAUGGUCAACAAAUGUUAAAAUCGUUGGUACUGGUCAUACUAAAAUAUAUUAUCGCUAUUUAAUUGCACAAAUUGUACGAUGUGAUGAGGAUAUGAAUUUAAUUAUUAAAAAAUGGGAAACAUUCAAAGAGCCAAGAGUAAUUGAAUGCGAUAAAGGGCCAAAAGUAGAUGGUGAUUAUAAUACUAGAACAGCAACGACAUCAAAUGUAACACACAACAUUGAUAGUACAGAUGAAUUUCCAGCAAUAUUUGGAACAUAUAAAGGAAUAUGUCGAAUCGAUAUUGGUUGGUUAACAGGUCAAACAGAAAUUCAACUGCGUUUUCAUAGUAAUUAUAUGCAUAUUUGGAGUGCAAAACUACGCAAUAACAAAUUUAGUUUAAAAGUAUCUCCCAUUGAUUUAUCAUAUCAACAAGACAAUGAAGAAGUAUCAUCCGAUUUACCCGUUCAACAGUACUCACCAACGUCAAAAGUAUUCACCCAAUCGGCUAUAUUGCGUAAAUAUUGCUGUGAGACAAGUUUUCAAAGUGAUUAUGGAGCUGUAGUAGAAAAAGAUGAUUAUUUAAUAGUUAAAGUUCAAACAUUUGAACCAGAAAAUGUUGCUUAUCAUAUUGAUUUUUAUUUGGUUGAUGAUAAUACGACUAUCAGAAAACACGUUGGUUUUGCAUAUGUUUUACCUAUACAUUCAAAUCAAGAAUUAGGUGAUAAUAAGCAUUUGACAAGAAUUGUACCGAUUAUCGGUCUAAAACAUAACCCAAUCGGACAAAUAAAGAUUGAUAUUCAACUCAUUACACCACUGAAAGAUAUAGUACAAAAAUUUUUCGUUUCGUCGUCAAAAUAUUGGAGACAAGGAAGACGAGUUGUUAAUGUUGGCCAUCGUGGUUUAGGCAAAACAAAUACAGAGCAUAUUCCAUCAAAAUCACAACAACAACAAGAAAAUAGCAAAGCAAAAAAUAAUGUGGGAAGUGAAAAUGUCACCACCGGCCAAGAACAUGAGUCAUCUAAUAGAAUAAGUUUCACACCACCGAUUCUACCAACGAGACCUGUUCAGUCGCAUUUUGUCAGUGAAAAUACGUUGGCAUCAUUCAAAGCUGCUUUCGAUGCAGGAGCGGAUUUUGUUGAAUUCGAUGUACAAUUAUCCAAGGAUAAAGUUCCUGUUGUUUAUCAUGAUUUUCAAGUAGCAAUAACACUGAAACGGAAAGAGCCACAAGCUGAACUCUUUUUGGUUGGUGUUAAAGAUUUGAGUUUACCACAAUUACAAUCAUUAAAAAUAUAUCACGCUUCAAAGCAUGAUGUACCAAAACCGGAAGAUGAUUUAGAUGAAGAUGAUCAAAAUACGACAUUAAACACAAAUGUACCAGUAGCAAUACAGCUAAACGAUAAUGUAUUAGAGAAUGAUAUUGUUAAAAUCAAUCAUCAUCCACCACCACAACAGUCCGAAAAGAAAUUUCGUUCUUUGUUUCCAACAUUACAAGAAUUAUUUGAACAACUGGAUCCACAUCUUGGGUUUAAUGUCGAAGUAAAAUAUGCCAUGGAAUAUAAACAAGGUGGAAGUGAACAAGCACAUUAUUUUGAAAGAAAUGAUUAUAUUGAUCGUAUUCUAUAUUGUUUGAUGACUUAUGCAAAAAAGCGUGUCAUUGUUAUUAGUACUUUCGAUCCUGAUUGUGCUUCUAUGUUACGGUUGAAACAAAAUUUAUUUCCCGUACUAUUUCUAACGCAAGGUGAAAUUCUUACCUAUCCACAAUUUUUGGAUGUGAGGACAUGGAACGUAGAUAUUGGAUUAUGCUUUGUCAUUUCUGAACAUUUAUCCGGUUUAGCUGCACCUGUUGUUGAUGUUAUAGACAAUAGUUCUUUUGUUAAACGUGUUAAAGAAAAAGGAAAAUUACUCUUUAUCUGGGGUGAUGAAGCAUCGUCAAAAGAAGUGAUCAAGACUCUAGUAGAAUUACGCGUUGACGGUCUAAUUUAUGAUAGAAUAUCAGAAUUACAAGAUGAACCAACAACAAUUGAAAAUGUCUUUAUAGCUGAAGAACGUGAAGAAUUGGAAGUUUUUAAUCGUCUGCGAACUCAACAAUUAGAACAACAACAUUCACAGUUACUCCAAGAAUUGGAACGUUUAAAAUCUGUUCGUGAUAGUAAUGGAAAAUUGACAACGGAUGUUUCAACAAUGAUAGAUUCAACAAAAGAUUUUAAAGAUUUAAUUUCAAGUUUUGAUGAGAAAGCGUGGUAUAUAUUUUAUGCAGUAACAACGUUGUUGACAUUUGUUGUGGCAUUUCUUCUCAGUAGAUUUAUUACGUUAGAAGAUGCUGGUGAUGAAGCUAAAGCUCGUUGUUCUAAUUUAAGAAACAGACGGCAUCGAAAAAUUAAUUAA